GCAGCUCUUUUUUCGAGGUGAAGAUAAAGACGGAGAAGAAGACACCUAUGUGAGGGGUUGAUCAGCAGUGCAAGGAGGAGGAAAUCCCUACAGAUAUCAGCACAGAAGAAAUAUAUCGCAAGAAUAUCUAAUUUAAUCUCCAGACUGUGAAAUAAAUUCACCAGACGAGAUUCUCCAGAAGAAAUCCCUGUGCUUUAAUUAGCCAUCCAGCUCUCCAGCAUACAGUUAUGUCAUCUGAACCUUCAGACAUGUCAUGUUCUCCUGAUAACGCCGAUAUCGGCACAGGUCUUGGAGUAGAUUGUUUAUUUCCCGAUAAUAGGGAAGCCACGUGUUCUACACAGAGCACAAAGGUUAUUGGCCAUCAACCAGCUAAUAGAAGCAAGAAGUCAUUAUCAUGUUCUGAGUGUGAAAAAUGUUUUAAAACCAAAUCCAUUCUUGUGGCACAUCAAAGAAUUCACACAGGUGUGAUGCCAUUUUCAUGUUCCGAGUGUGAGAAAGGAUUUAGAGACAAAUCAACUCUUGUUAUACAUAAGAGAACUCACACAGGUGAGAAACCAUAUUCAUGUACUGAGUGUGGGAAAUGUUUUACACAGAAAUCACUUCUUGUUGUACAUGAGAGAAAUCACACAGGUGAGAAGCCUUUUCGAUGCUCUGAGUGUGGAAUAUGUUUUACUGCCAAGUCAUUUCUUCUUAAACAUCAAAAAGUUCACACAGGUGUGAAGCCAUAUUCAUGUGCCGAGUGUGGAAAAUGUUUUGCAGACAGAACUACUCUUUGUACGCACGAGAGAAUUCACACAGGCGAGAUGCCAUUUUCAUGUACCGAAUGUGGGAAAAGUUUUAGACAUAAGUCAGGUCUUAUUGGACAUGAGAGAAUUCACACAGGUGAGAAACCAUAUUCAUGUGCUGAGUGUGGGAAAUGUUUUACACAGAAAUCACUUCUUGUUGUACAUGAGAGAAAUCACACAGGUGAGAAGCCAUUUCGAUGCUCUGAGUGUGGAAUAUGUUUUACUGACAAGUCAGUUCUUCUUAAACAUCAAACAGUUCACACAGGUGAGAAGCCAUUUUCAUGUCCUGAGUGUGGUAAAUGUUUUAGAGACAAAUCAGGGCUUGUUAAACAUGAGAGAACUCACACGGGUGAGAAGCCAUUUUCAUGCUCUGAGUGUAUGAAAUGUUUUACACAGAAAGCACAUCUUGCUAUACAUAAGAGAAGUCACACAGGAGAGAGGCCAUUUUCAUGUUCUGAGUGUGGGAAAUGUUUUAAUCAUAAAUCACAUCUUGCUGUACAUGAGAGAAGUCACACAGGUCAGCAGCCAUUUUCAUGUUCUGAGUGUGGGAAAUGUUGCAGCGACAAAUCAGCUCUUAUUUUACAUGCAAGACUUCACACCGGUGAGAAACCAUUUUCAUGUACUGAGUGUGAUAAAUGUUUUAGAGACAAAUCACAUCUUCGUAAACAUGAGAGACUUCACACAGGAGAGAAAUUAUUUUCAUGUUCUGAGUGUGGGAAAAGUGCAAGAGACAAAUCAGAUCUGGAUAGACAUAUGAAAUAUCACACGGGUGAGAAGCCAUUUCCAUGCUCUGAGUGUGGGAAAUGUUUUGCAACAAAAUCAGAAGUUGUUGCGCAUCAGAGAAGUCACACAGGUGAGAAGCGAUUUUCAUGUGCUAAGUGUGAGAAAUGUUUAACAAGUAAAAUAGCUCUUGUUAUACAUGAGAGACUUCACACAGGUGAGAGGCCAUUUUCAUGUUCUGAGUGUGAGAAAUGUUUUAGAGACAAAUCACAUCUUCUUAUACAUAAGAGAACUCAUACGGGCGAGAAACCAUUUGCAUGUGCUGAGUGUGGGAAAUGUUUUACAGAGAAAUCAACACUCACUAAACAUAAGAGAAUUCACACAGGUGAAAAGCCAUAUUCAUGUGCCGAGUGUGGGAAAUGUUUUGCAGACAGAGCUACUCUUUGUACGCACGAGAGAAUUCACACAGGUGAGAGGCCAUUUUCAUGUACCGAAUGUGGGAAAAGUUUUAGACAUAAGUCAGGUCUUAUUGGACAUGAGAGACUUCACACAGGUGAGAAACCAUAUUCAUGUGCUGAGUGUGGGAAAUGUUUUUCAGUGAAAAAUACUCUUAAUUCACACAAGAGAAUUCACACAGGUGAGAAGCCAUUCCCAUGUGCUGAGUGUGGGAAAUGUUUUACACAAAAAUCAUCGCUUUCUCUACAUGAGAAAAUUCAUACAGGAGAGAAGCCAUUUUCAUGUGCCAAAUGUGGGAAAGGUUUUAGACAGAGAGCUUAUCUUGUUAAACAUGAGAAAAGUCACACCGGUGUGAAGUCGUUAUGAUGCGCUGAGAGAAGUUCAAUCUUGUGAAACAUUCACACGCAUCUAA
Messenger RNA from Pseudophryne corroboree (corroboree frog), 2373 nucleotides. RefSeq names its product oocyte zinc finger protein XlCOF6-like. Gene Ontology annotation, biological process: regulation of transcription by RNA polymerase II. The record is from RefSeq and is a predicted model, not a curated record. Bases 228 to 2327 code for a protein of 699 amino acids. Gene Ontology annotation, molecular function: RNA polymerase II cis-regulatory region sequence-specific DNA binding; DNA-binding transcription factor activity, RNA polymerase II-specific. The transcript has 2 exons. NCBI's taxonomy places the organism in Eukaryota, Metazoa, Chordata, Amphibia, Anura, Myobatrachidae.